Hydra vulgaris (swiftwater hydra) is the source of this 602-nucleotide messenger RNA. NCBI's taxonomy places the organism in Eukaryota, Metazoa, Cnidaria, Hydrozoa, Anthoathecata, Hydridae. The record is from RefSeq and is a predicted model, not a curated record.
UUCAAUUAUGUAAUUUUAAUUUUUAAAAAUAUUUAUUUGAUAUUAUAGGCACUCGAAAAAUUGCAAAAAAUUGCACAUCAACUCUAAAAGUUACCCAAAACCUAGAUGGUCAAAUUAUGGUUCACGUUUGUUAUUCACACUAUGGACAUAAAAACGAAAUUCAACAUAUUUCUUUAUCUUAUGUUCAAAGACAAGAAAUUGCUGACAAAUUAAAAAUGGGUGUAACCAAAGAUAGAAUCUUAGAUGAUAUUAGAGAUGAAAUGGGUUAUGUUCAAUCUAGAUUAUAUUUAACUCAGCGUAAAGAUAUUAACAACUUAGAAAAAGCAUUCAACAUGAACUCUAUACAACUUCAUGCUAAUGAUCAAGACAGUGUUGCAAUUUGGCUAAAAGAAUGGCAAACGAAGGUAAAUAAUCAUAUUUUGUAAUAUAAACUACAAGGAGAGUCUGAUUCAUCUAGUGCAUUUAAAGAUGCUAACUUUAUAAUUAUAAUGCAAACAGAACAUCAAAAAAAAAUGCUGCAACAGUUUGGAAAAAAUGGAGUUUGUAUUGAUUCCACACAUGGCACAAAUGCCUUUGAUUUUUUUCUGACAACAAUAAUAGUU